This is a messenger RNA of Alnus glutinosa, 1451 nucleotides long. RefSeq names its product GDSL esterase/lipase At2g04570-like. Bases 100 to 1152 code for a protein of 350 amino acids. The transcript is spliced from 3 exons. Lineage: Eukaryota; Viridiplantae; Streptophyta; Magnoliopsida; Fagales; Betulaceae. The record is from RefSeq and is a predicted model, not a curated record. Gene Ontology annotation, molecular function: hydrolase activity, acting on ester bonds.
CCUCCAGUACCACUACAUGCACCGGCCAGUGUAGCAGCUAGUAGGUCCAGGGGCUCUUUCUGACAAGCGAGACAACACAGGAGCUAGUAGUCUGAAACAAUGGCGUAUAUGUGUAUGAUAUGGCUCCUUCUAACCCAAUUCCUAGUACUAUCUACCAAAACAGGUGCCAAAGUUCCGGCGAUCAUCGUGUUUGGGGACUCAUCCGUUGAUGCUGGAAACAACAACCAGAUUCCAACCAUUGCCAGGAGCAAUUUCGAGCCUUACGGCCGUGACUUUUCCGGCGGCAAGCCAACUGGGAGGUUCUCCAAUGGCCGGAUUCCUACGGACUUUAUCGCCGAGGCCUUUGGUCUCAAGCCAACAAUUCCAGCUUACUUGGAUCCUGAAUAUAAGAUCUCAGACUUUGCCACUGGAGUUACCUUUGCUUCUGCUGGGAGUGGCUAUGACAAUGCGACUUCUAGUGUUCUAUCUGUGAUACCACUUUGGAAGGAAUUAGAGUACUAUAAGGACUACCAGAAGAGGUUGAGAGAGUAUCUUGGAGAAGCCAAAGCAAACGACUUAAUAAGCGAGGCUUUACACUUGACGAGCUUAGGAACCAACGACUUCCUCGAGAACUACUACGCCUUCCCUGGCCGGCGGCAAUCCCAGUUCACCAUCACGCAGUACGAGGAUUUUCUGAUCGGACUUGCCGGAAAUUUCAUCAAGGCACUCUACGGUCUAGGAGCUCGGAAAAUGUCCCUAGGAGGUUUACCUCCAAUGGGGUGCUUGCCACUGGAGAGAGCCACCAAUCUGAUGGGUGGCAACGAGUGUUCGGAGAGGUACAACAAGGUGGCUUUGGAGUUCAAUGACAAGCUGAAAAGCUUGACAAUUGAGCUGAACAAGGAGCUUCCUGGGAUCAGGCUGGUGUUUUCAAACCCCUACUACGCAUUCUUGCAUAUAAUCAGAAGACCUUCGUUGUAUGGAAUUGAGGUAACGUCAGUGGCCUGUUGUGCAACGGGGGUAUUCGAGAUGGGAUAUGCAUGCAAUCGAGAUAAUUUGCUCACUUGCACAAAUGCCGACGAAUAUGUGUUCUGGGAUGCCUUCCAUCCAACACAGAAAACCAGUAGCAUCAUCUCCAAUUACCUAAUGAAGACCGUUUUGGCUCAGUUCCUUUGAUUUAGGUUGCUUUGAGCGUAAGAAAUCAUUAUCAUGCUAUAUAUAUAUAUACAUAUAUUCAUGUCCAGCGCGCAGCAUGCAUUGCCAUGUUCAUAUGUUUUAAACAUUAGCAUUAGGACGAUAGCAUAUAUAUCGUACGUUCUAGCAAACGAUAAAUGGCUUGUAAUUUAAUUUCUUAGUACUGCUAUAUGUUUUUAUUUAUGUAUGUAUGUAUGUAUGUUCCUAAGCACCCAUCUUAGAUGGUUUUGGAGGAUUGAGCUAUAUAUAUAUUCAGAUCAAAGCUAUUUCACCAUGGUUAA